AUGGCCGGGAAUCUUGAACAAAUUGUACAAGUAGCCUUACAGAAUUCGGACAAAGAUUUAAAUUGUAUUACUAUCACUGGUGAAGUAUUAGAAUUUGAUCCUGGUGAUAUAAAAGCUGAGAUUGUCGCCAACAAUGGAUUUGAACCUGAGAUUACCCUCCAACAAGAAGAAGUAGAGUACAAAUGUGCAAAAUGUUCCUUCACAACGUUUCUGGUUUUUGAAUUUGAGUUGCAUGCUAAAAAUUGUAUUAUUAAACAAGAGGAUUAUGAAAAUGAGCACCUGCGUUGUAAGUUUUGUAAUAAAGUCUUCAAGCAAUUAGGUUGGUUGAAUAGUCACUUGGUAAGUCACUCGACAGAGAGGCGUUAUAAAUGUGAUAUCUGUGAUAAGGCGUUUAAACGAAGAAACAAUUUAAAUGAACACAAAAAAAUACAUAAUAAAGAACCUGCUGAAGUUAUUUAUAACAAUCCUGAUAUUGAAAUUGAGCCUGAAGUCACACUGGAACAAGAAGAUACAGAGUAUAAAUGUGAAAACUGUGAUUUUAUAACUUUUUUAACCUACGAAUACGAAUCUCAUAUUAAAAAAUGCAUGGUUAAGUCUGAAACGGUUGAAUAUAAUCCUGAUGAGGGCCCUCACAAAUGUAUGGUUUGCAAUAAAGGUUUUAAACAUUUAGGAAUGUUACACAGUCAUUUAGUAAGUCACUCCACAGUCCGACAAUAUAAAUGUGAUCAAUGCGGGAAAGGCUUUAAGCGUAGGAAUAACUUAAACGAACAUAUAAAAAUACACAGUAAAGAAACCCCCCACGAGUGUUUUGUUUGUGCAAAACGUUUCAAACAACCUAGAGACUUGUUAAGGCACAUGGAAACCCAUACUGAUGAAAAGCGAUACAAAUGUGAUUUAUGUGAAAAAACAUUUAAAUUCAAAAAUCUUCUCACCAGGCACGUGCGGACACAUUCUGAGGAUAAGCCUCACGAAUGCCCCGUGUGCAGACGUGCAUUUACCCAUCACAGUUAUUUAUUACAUCAUAUCAAAAGCCACUCUGAAGACCGUAACUAUAAAUGCACUGUUUGUGAUAAAGCGUUUAAAUUAAGGAGCACCUUGGGGCACCACAUGAAAAUACACACAGGAGAACGUGCACACGAGUGUCAAAUCUGCCACAAAAGGUUUACUUUAUCCGGUCAUCUGGUGCUCCACAUGGAUUCCCAUUCUUUAGAAAAAAAAUACAAGUGUGAGUUGUGCGGGAAGGCUUUUAAAGGACGAACCGGUUUAGUGUAUCAUAUUGAUACGCACUCCGAAGAAAAAAAACAUAAGUGUCAUAUUUGUGAUAAAAGGUUCCAGGGACGAGCAGGUCUUGUUUACCAUAUGGAGACUCAUUCUACGAUAAAACAGAAGUGUAAAAUUUGUUUAAAAGAAUUUGUACAUAUAAGCGAUAUGGCUAGGCAUAUAAAAAUAUUACACUCGAAUGAUAAACAGUUUAAAUGCAGUAUUUGUCAGACUUCUUUCUUCGAUGAAGAAAGUUUGACUGAACAUAUGACUAUACAUGAAGAGAAUAUAGAUGUACCGAGUGCACCAGUGUUAACAGAAGCUGUUCCUGGUGCACAUUUUUUAAAUGGAUGUUGA
Messenger RNA from Ctenocephalides felis (cat flea), 1617 nucleotides. Its product is annotated as zinc finger protein OZF-like. The coding region runs from base 1 to 1617 and encodes 538 amino acids. The record is from RefSeq and is a predicted model, not a curated record. Lineage: Eukaryota; Metazoa; Arthropoda; Insecta; Siphonaptera; Pulicidae. The transcript has a single exon. Gene Ontology annotation, cellular component: nucleus.